AUGCCAGGCCGACUCUUAUUAUGGUCCUGGCAAUGGGCGCCGAGGCGGGUGUCGCCGAUACACCGCAGUCCUGCAUUCAGCGUGCGUCCAAGGACCGGCCUUGAUACAUUGCCUUCGAGCAGGCGCUUUCUAUCGUCGGCCCAUACUCCCCCUGAGAACGCGGCAGUCGCUUUUCAGUCAGCGGAUCGGCUCUCGGGACGGACAUGCAUGAUCACUGGCGGGACUUCAGGCAUUGGGUUUGCCAUCGCAGAAAGAUUCCUGCAAGAGGGUGCCUCUAGUGUCAUCCUCGUCGGCCGCUCACAGAAGCGCCUACAGGAUGCAGCAGGCAGACUGGGUGUCUUGACCGGAGCAUUACCCAAUAGUGACAACAAUAAUUUCGGUCAAGUUGCGGCUCGCGCCCCCGAAGACGACACACAAAAUCUCAACAAGAUCCGUUUACUCUUGGGCGAUGUCUCCGACGCCGGAUCAUGGAUGCGCGAACUCGAAAAGGAAAUGUCCUCUGUCGAUGUGCUGGUCAACGCAGCAGGCGUCUCCAUCUCCAACAUCCUCCCGCGCUCCGACCCAGAACACAUCUCACAGAUCCUCCGCACUAACCUCGAGGGCGCAAUGCUAACGUCGCGAGCACUGAUGCGCGCUUCGAUCCGCAGCAGAGCCCGUAACCGUACGGACGCAGCAGGAGAGGGGAAACCCUCCUCGAAAUGUAUCAUCAACGUGUCCUCGCUCCUCGCGCUCAAAGGUGGGACCGGCGCCGUGCCAUACGCGGCAUCCAAGGCGGGACUACUCGGAAUGACGCGAUCACUCGCUGUUGAAGCGGCCGCGUCAUUGAAAGAUAUUGUGAUUCGGUCAAAUGCCAUUGUGCCGGGGUAUAUUGAGACGCCCAUGAUUGCAGACUUCACUCCCGGGGAAACUGGCAGGCUGAAGGAUCUGAUUCCUCUGCAUCGAUUUGGAGACCCACGCGAGGUUGCUGAUGCCGCUGUGUUCUUGGCGCAGAAUGAAUAUGCGAACAACUGUGUGCUCAAUCUCGACGGAGGACUGAGUGCUGUGUAA
Molecule: messenger RNA, 1047 nt
Organism: Penicillium alfredii
Lineage: Eukaryota; Fungi; Ascomycota; Eurotiomycetes; Eurotiales; Aspergillaceae
Product: SDR family NAD(P)-dependent oxidoreductase
Exons: 3
Coding region: 1-1047 (348 amino acids)
Molecular function (GO): oxidoreductase activity, acting on the CH-OH group of donors, NAD or NADP as acceptor
Source: RefSeq, a predicted model, not a curated record